AUGGCUGCCUCGCGACGGGCCGUCACUCAAGCGCGCGGCGGUGCGUUCGCCGCGGGGCGGCUUCUCCCCGUGCUCGUCCUCGCAUUGCUGCUCCAGGCGCCCUCCGCGUCCGCCCGCCACUGGUUCUGGAACGACGGCCUCUUCCCCGUCCCCGCGAAGCCUGCCACUCUCACUGCUGCGGAGUCCGACGGAACGGCAGCGGUGGCUGCCGGCCAGCCAGUUUCAGCAGUUCCGGCGCCAGCCCCGGCGGCGCCGGCGCCGGCUCCUGCGGUAUCGUGCCACGACGCCCCUGUGGGCCGUUUCAUCGUGUCCGGAGCCGCGCCCGACCCGUGUGCUACGCUGGCGGCGGAGCUGACGCGCAGUGCGGGGAAAUUGGCGGGCAAGACUGGAGGGCAAGGAUUCGCGGCUCCUUCUCUCUUCCGCGCGUGCCUCUCCACGUUCCUGUUCAGGAAGGACUGCGACGUGGAGGACCUGCUGUCGAUCGCGAACGCGUUUGACAAUCACUACGUGUACAAGUACAUCGCCGUGGACUCGCCGGACCAGACCAACCUGCCGAGCAGCAUCGAUAUUGUCGCGGAGCUGCGGAAAAUCGUCGCGGACGCGAAAGCGGGAAAGUACCCUCGGCUGGUUGACGCGCACAUGGCGGCAUACCGGGCGACCUGGGCGCUCAACGACGGGCACAGCGCGUUUUCUCCGGAUUGCUUCGGAGGGAGCAGUUACGACUUGCCGUUGCCGCUCAUGGCUGUUGUCGAAAAUGGGCAGCAGAUCAUUCGCGUUGCGCCACGCCGAUAUGUCACUCCCAACGGGUUGGAUCAUGUUGCGAAGGUUCUGCACAAUUUUGACUUCAGUCUUUACGAGGGCCGACAGGUGGUGGCUAUUAACGGGGAUAAGGCGGAAGAUUUCAUCCUGAAUUGGGCAGACAAGGAAGGGGGCACGUUUCGCAAUCGCGCUGCGAGAUUCACGAAAUCUUUCGCGAGCAAUAUUGCGCAAGGAUCGUCGCAGGGGACAGACAUCGUCCAGGUGCCAGGCGACUUCGCCCGGCGAGCCUAUGCUCCCGAAAAUGACACCUUACUGGUGUCGUUCGCAACCAACACUUGCCCGCCCUCGUUUCCCCGUCUUGCUCAUUGCCCCAUGUUCCUUUCCAUGUCUCCUCCCUUGCCCCCACAUGUGCUCCCCAUGUGCUCCCCAUGUGUUCCCCAUGUGCUCCCCAUGUGCUCCCCAUGUGCUCCCCAUGUGCUCCCCAUGUGCUCCCCAUGUGCUCCCCAUGUGCUCCCCAUGUGCUCCCCAUGUGCUCCCCAUGUGCUCCCCAUGUGCUCCCCAUGUGCUCCCCAUGUGCUCCCCAUGUGCUCCCCAUGUGCUCCCCAUGUGCUCCCCAUGUGCUCCCCAUGUGCUCCCCAUGUGCUCCCCAUGUGCUCCCCAUGUGCUCCCCAUGUGCUCCCCAUGUGCUCCCCAUGUGCUCCCCAUGUGCUCCCCAUGUGCUCCCCAUGUGCUCCCCAUGUGCUCCCCAUGUGCUCCCCAUGUGCUCCCCAUGUGCUCCCCAUGUGCUCCCCAUGUGCUCCCCAUGUGCUCCCCAUGUGCUCCCCAUGUGCUCCCCAUGUGCUCCCCAUGUGCUCCCCAUGUGCUCCCCAUGUGCUCCCCAUGUGCUCCCCAUGUGCUCCCCAUGUGCUCCCCAUGUGCUCCCCAUGUGCUCCCCAUGUGCUCCCCAUGUGCUCCCCAUGUGCUCCCCAUGUGCUCCCCAUGUGCUCCCCAUGUGCUCCCCAUGUGCUCCCCAUGUGCUCCCCAUGUGCUCCCCAUGUGCUCCCCAUGUGCUCCCCAUGUGCUCCCCAUGUGCUCCCCAUGUGCUCCCCAUGUGCUCCCCAUGUGCUCCCCAUGUGCUCCCCAUGUGCUCCCCAUGUGCUCCCCAUGUGCUCCCCAUGUGCUCCCCAUGUGCUCCCCAUGUGCUCCCCAUGUGCUCCCCAUGUGCUCCCCAUGUGCUCCCCAUGUGCUCCCCAUGUGCUCCCCAUGUGCUCCCCAUGUGCUCCCCAUGUGCUCCCCAUGUGCUCCCCAUGUGCUCCCCAUGUGCUCCCCAUGUGCUCCCCAUGUGCUCCCCAUGUGCUCCCCAUGUGCUCCCCAUGUGCUCCCCAUGUGCUCCCCAUGUGCUCCCCAUGUGCUCCCCAUGUGCUCCCCAUGUGCUCCCCAUGUGCUCCCCAUGUGCUCCCCAUGUGCUCCCCAUGUGCUCCCCAUGUGCUCCCCAUGUGCUCCCCAUGUGCUCCCCAUGUGCUCCCCAUGUGCUCCCCAUGUGCUCCCCAUGUGCUCCCCAUGUGCUCCCCAUGUGCUCCCCAUGUGCUCCCCAUGUGCUCCCCAUGUGCUCCCCAUGUGCUCCCCAUGUGCUCCCCAUGUGCUCCCAUGUGCUCCCCAUGUGCUCCCCAUGUGCUCCCCAUGUGCUCCCCAUGUGCUCCCCAUGUGCUCCCCAUGUGCUCCCCAUGUGCUCCCCAUGUGCUCCCCAUGUGCUCCCCAUGUGCUCCCCAUGUGCUCCCCAUGUGCUUCCCAUGUGCUCCCCAUGUGCUCCCCAUGUGCUCCCCAUGUGCUCCCAUGUGCUCCCCAUGUGCUCCCCAUGUGCUCCCCAUGUGCUCCCCAUGUGCUCCCCAUGUGCUCCCCAUGUGCUCCCAUGUGCUCCCCAUGUGCUCCCCAUGUGCUCCCCAUGUGCUCCCCAUGUGCUCCCCAUGUGCUCCCCAUGUGCUCCCCAUGUGCUCCCCAUGUGCUCCCCAUGUGCUCCCCAUGUGCUCCCCAUGUGCUCCCCAUGUGCUCCCCAUGUGCUCCCCAUGUGCUCCCCAUGUGCUCCCCAUGUGCUCCCCAUGUGCUCCCCAUGUGCUCCCCAUGUGCUCCCCAUGUGCUCCCCAUGUGCUCCCCCAUGUGCUCCCCAUGUGCUCCCCAUGUGCUCCCCAUGUGCUCCCCAUGUGCUCCCCAUGUGCUCCCCAUGUGCUCCCCAUGUGCUCCCCAUGUGCUCCCCAUGUGCUCCCCAUGUGCUCCCCAUGUGCUCCCCAUGUGCUCCCCAUGUGCUCCCCAUGUGCUCCCCAUGUGCUCCCCAUGUGCUCCCCAUGUGCUCCCCAUGUGCUCCCCAUGUGCUCCCCAUGUGCUCCCCAUGUGCUCCCCAUGUGCUCCCCAUGUGCUCCCCAUGUGCUCCCCAUGUGCUCCCCAUGUGCUCCCCAUGUGCUCCCCAUGUGCUCCCCAUGUGCUCCCCAUGUGCUCCCCAUGUGCUCCCCAUGUGCUCCCCAUGUGCUCCCCAUGUGCUCCCAUGUGCUCCCCAUGUGCUCCCCAUGUGCUCCCCAUGUGCUCCCAUGUGCUCCCCAUGUGCUCCCCAUGUGCUCCCCAUGUGCUCCCCAUGUGCUCCCCAUGUGCUCCCAUGUGCUCCCCAUGUGCUCCCCAUGUGCUCCCCAUGUGCUCCCCAUGUGCUCCCCAUGUGCUCCCCAUGUGCUCCCCAUGUGCUCCCCAUGCGUCCCCUCAUGUGUUCCCGCAUGCGUCCUCCCAUGCCUCCCCCCAUGCAUUGACCCAUGCCUCUCCCCAUGUGUCCCCCCAUCCCCCCACACUCCCCCCCAUGCCUCCCCCAUGCUCGCCCCCAUGCCUCCCCGCAGAUCCAACGCCUCGCAGAUCAUAAUAGAUGUGCGUGGCAACGGUGGCGGCUCCACUGUAGCAUCAUACACAGCCAUCCGGCUUCUCAUGGGGGCAGCCAAGGUCCCCGACUCGGACUUUGCCAUGCCUGUGGAUUUUGUCGUCGGCACCGAGUACACCGAGAAUGCCAUCGGCGUGCUCGCUGUCGAUCAGACAUCUCUCUACUGCAUUGGCGAUUACACCGACCUCAACGGAACGGAACUCACAAGCGUGUUCGGCUACGCUCCCUUCCGCGAGCUCCGCUUCACACAGGCCAGCCCGGCUGGCAACUACUCGGCGCCGUUUAAGACGAACGACACAUUUGCCGGGAAGGAGAAGCAGCCGGUGUUUGGCGACCGCCCCUUCCUGGUCCUGUCGGACGGAAACUGCUUCUCCGCCUGCGCCAUCCUCACGCACAUCCUGGGGAAACGCCACAAAGUGCCCAUGGUAACCGUGGGUGGUUUGCCCAACCAGCCCCCCGAUGUGAGCUCCUCGUGCCUUGGGUUUACCAUGAUGAACUUCGCUGACACAGCCAAGAGUCUCAGCCAGCUUUCUGCCAUUGUGCCAGAUCUCGCGUCGCUGCCUCUCAAGGUGAAGGGGACGAUUGCCAUGGCACUUACCAACGGGUAUGUGGAUUCAAAGAUUCCGUGCGAGUUUGAGUUUCUGCCCAGCCAGCAUCACAUCAACUACACCGUUGAUCUCAUUGACAAGCCCUGGGCCAUGUGGAGUGAGGUGGCCAAGCUCUUUGCCUCCGCUGCAGCCUAA
This is a messenger RNA of Closterium sp. Naga37s-1, 4392 nucleotides long. Lineage: Eukaryota; Viridiplantae; Streptophyta; Zygnematophyceae; Desmidiales; Closteriaceae. The record is from the annotation of a GenBank genome assembly.